This is a messenger RNA of Chaetura pelagica (chimney swift), 952 nucleotides long. It is a transcript of the gene MRPL44, whose product is annotated as mitochondrial ribosomal protein L44. Lineage: Eukaryota; Metazoa; Chordata; Aves; Apodiformes; Apodidae. Gene Ontology annotation, molecular function: double-stranded RNA binding; ribonuclease III activity. The transcript is spliced from 4 exons. The coding region runs from base 1 to 837 and encodes 278 amino acids. Gene Ontology annotation, biological process: regulation of gene expression; rRNA processing; primary miRNA processing. The record is from RefSeq and is a predicted model, not a curated record. Gene Ontology annotation, cellular component: nucleus.
AUGCGGAUUGUCCGGAGGUCGGAGAAGCCCAACUGGGAUUACCAGGCUGAGAUACAAGCUUUUUGCCAUCGCCUACAUGAACAUUUUUCUUUGGAUCUUCUCAAGACUGCAUUUGUUAAUUCCUGUUACAUUGAAAGCGAGGAGGCAAGACGCCGAGCACUCGGCCUGGACAAGGAAGCAGUUGCUCUUACCCUGCAGGAUAACAGUAAACUUGCUGAGCAAGGGCUGUCCUUCUCACGCUCCUACCUGACGCAGUGCUUUGAAGGUGCCUACCCAGAUCUGCCUGCACAGGGGGUAGGAGCACUUGUGGAUUUUCUCACCAGUCAAGAACUUGUUUCCUACAUAGCCCAAAACCUGUCGAUACAGGACCUGACGCUUUGCAGAGACUUUCCUGCCCCACCAGACGUGCUACAGAGAACGUUCCUUGCAGUGGUGGGAGCCUUGCUCAGCAGCAGUGGCCCUGAGACAACAGGGAUCUUUGUCAGGGAUUUUUUUAUUCCCCAAUUGAUUGGAAAAGACCUGUUUGAGAUCUGGGAAGUUGUAAAUCCUAUGGGCUUACUCGUGGAAGAACUGACCAAGAGGAAAAUCCCUCCUCCAGAACCAAGAAUUACCAGGCAGCUGGGAAUCAGCACAGUUCUGCCACUGUACUUUGUUGGGUUGUACUGUGAUAAGAAGAUUAUAGCAGAAGGUCCUGGGGAAACACUGCUUGCUGCAGAGGAAGAAGCUGCCCGCGUGGCGCUGCGGAAGCUCUAUGGGUAUACGGAGAACAGGAGACCUUGGGAUUACUCGAAGCCCAAACAAGGAUUGGCAGCUGAGAAGGCCAUCAGCAGUAGCUAGAACAUAAAAGCCAUUUCUGGUUUCUCUCAAGAAUUAAUGGCAUCUGUGCUGAAGAGAGUUUCAUUUAGGAAAGAGGAAUUUGGUUUGGUUUGCUGAUUUUAGGGGCUUGGAAUUU